Messenger RNA from Ostrea edulis (European flat oyster), 5657 nucleotides. Its product is annotated as ras-related protein Rab-39B-like. The transcript has 2 exons. Gene Ontology annotation, molecular function: GTPase activity; GTP binding. Gene Ontology annotation, cellular component: Golgi membrane. The coding region runs from base 113 to 757 and encodes 214 amino acids. The record is from RefSeq and is a predicted model, not a curated record. Lineage: Eukaryota; Metazoa; Mollusca; Bivalvia; Ostreida; Ostreidae.
CAAACAGGAAGUGCUGACCCACGUGUUAUUGUAAACAACCUGAUCUGUGAUCAGGGACAUGUCAAUAUUUCUUUGAUUGUAGACCUUUGCAUACCGACGAUUUAGAAAUAUCAUGGUGGAACCUAUCUUUGAUUUUCAAUUCAGACUUAUUCUGAUUGGUGAUAGCACUGUCGGUAAAUCGUCUUUAUUGAAAUAUUUCACAGAUGGGAAAUUCUCAGACGAAUGUGAUCCUACGGUGGGUGUUGAUUUCUAUGCACGUCUUAUUGAGGUGAAACAAGGUGUCCGAGUGAAACUACAGCUCUGGGAUACAGCUGGACAGGAACGAUUUCGAUCCAUAACCCGAUCCUACUACAGAAAUUCAGUGGGAGCCUUGAUAGUAUUUGACAUUACAAACCGAAGAAGCUUCGAAAAUCUCGCAGGCUGGCUACAUGAAUCUAGGGCGCACAUAGAACCGCAAAAAGUUGUCUAUGUCGUGGUGGGCCACAAGGCAGAUAGGGAUGAUGAGAGACAGGUCACCACCAGGGAGGGACGAAUGUUUGCAGAAAUGAAUGGACUGAAAUAUAUAGAAACCUCGGCUAAAAGUGGCCAGAAUGUGGAGGAGGCAUUCCUUUUGGUGGCACGGGAGGUGCAUGCUUUGUUAGAGCAGGGCAAAAUCCGCGUGGAGGAGGGGUGGGACGGGGUAAAGAGCGGAUUCACCCGACCGGAGCAAACAUUCCACGUGGCGGAGGGAGAAAAUGAAGGAGGCGGAUGUUGUUGAAUGCAGGGAAAUGUCAUUUAUUAAUCAUUUCAUUGGUCGGUAGAUGUCAUGUGACUGCGGUCCUACUGAUUUGAUCUUGUUGUUUUGAGUAUCAUGUUGGCUGGUCUACAGGAUCACGAAGUUUAACUGUGUUGUGUCAAAUCAGUAUUCUAAAUUUUUCAUAGCUUUACACGUCUCGAUGUACAAUGUAAAAGAUCCCUCCCAUCGAAAAUAAGAAAACCUAUACAUUGUUUUGUAUGUGCCUAUGGCAAUAUAUUUACCUUUCCUUUGAUAUCUUUACAAAUUGUAAUGAUAGUCAUUUCCUCAUGAGCAUACAUCAGUUGUAAACAAUGUGCGUAUGAAUACAGAUAAAUAUAGAUACAUCUAUUUCAACGACUGGGAAUUCUGACAGAAAUAAAGUAGAAUGUAAAUAUAUCAGAAAUAAACUCCAGUUUUAAAAAUACAUGAGGGUAUAAAGUGUAACGAUUCACGCCAGUAAACUUUUCAUGAAACGCUGACACGCUUCAUGAAGUAUGUGCCAGUGUGAAGUGCCACAGUUCAUAAUCUCAUGUAUUUUCAGAAAUGAAAUUUAUUUCUUAGAAUCAUUUAUGAUAUUGUGUAUUUACGGAAGCCAUGGUGUAGAAUUGAUAUUCAUUUAAUUGGCAGCAUCAUCUGGCGGCUGCCACUUAUUAUCUGGCGGCCGCCACAUAAAUUAACUGGCGCCACUUAAUUUAUAUGGCGGCCGUCAGUUCUUUCUCUCUCUCAAAAUGAAAGGGGUGCAAUUCCUGUAAUCUCCCUCUCCAAUAUUUAGUCAUAUGUAUGUGAUAUACAAUUAAGAGCAUUGUUGUUUUUUAGAUUGUGCUGUUAAUGUACUAAUUUAAAGUUACAUAAAUGUUUGUGAUGUCAAAUGUCAACAGAUUCGCGCAUGAGCAAAUCUUUAUGUGUACUUAAUAUACCAUCGUAUCAGGCAUGUAGAACCAGGGGGCUGACCCUCCACCUUUUUGACAACAUUCCUUUUCUGUUAUUUUCAUAUGCAAACUAAGUUAUUUUCACAUAUGAAAUCAGAUCAAUUGGCAGAUUGGCUCCCAUCCCACUCUUUUGGUGGUAGUAAUGAAUGGUAAAAUGUAAUAAUGAAUGAACUGAUGAAUUGAAGGACGAAUUAUAGGGGUAUGAAGUUUGGGCAAAAGAGACAGUUUUAGGUUCCUUUUCUGCUUGUGAACAAUUGUAGAAGACAAUUUCUCCUCCAACGGUCCCUACACUUUGAAAAACGAUCUAUGUGUUUGUGUACUAUUCUAAAUCAAAAUAAUCACUCAGCAAUAUGAAUUAAAUUUUUUUUUAAAUUGGAAACCACCAUGUAUAAAUUAAGUGGCAGCCGCCAGAUGAAUUAAGUGGCAGCUGCCAGAUAAAUUAAGUGGCCACCGCCAGUUAUAUGAAUAUUAAUUUUAUACCCUGGCACCUAUCGCCUUCCGUAUGUAUUUGAUCUAAUUGAGGCGCUAAUCCUCUUACCAUGUUCCUUGUUUGUAGUCAUAACGAGAUUGGUUGUUACUGAUGAAAAAUUAUUUGCAUUAAAUGAAGUGCAUGUUAAUACCAAACUUAUCUGUGUACUUGGAUGAGAAUUUUUUAUGCAGGAAUAUAUUUGGCAAAUUCAUUUGUUACAAUGAUAAAGAGUUUGAGGCACCAUUUUGGUAAUGGAGUCUCAUAGAGAACAAGAAUCGGUGUACUUAUUAAGUGAUGCAGAGGUAAUUUCACUGGAAGUAACACAUAUUAAUUUUGAUAUAAUUAUGUAUAUACAGAGGCUAGUUUGAGAAAUAGAUAUGUAUCUGGUAUAAUAUUUAAUAAGAAAUCAUUUUUUUGGAAACAAUUCACAACUUUUAUUGACACACCACAAACCUCUUCCAUGCUUCCUUAAGUUAGUCCAGUUCAAACUUUUCAAAAAUUUGUAACACAGAGAAAUUCCUCCCACACCAUGAGGUCUGGGAUGCACCAAAAUAUAUUUCUCAAAAUUUUACCAUUUGUUUUCAGUCAUAAUACUAGUGAUUUUAAUGGAAAAAUUACCAAGAAUAUGUAUUCAGUUCCUUGCAUAUUACUGUUAGUAAGCAAGCAAAGAAGAUGCACCCUCCUUGGUCAAGGUAGAUGUAGCUUAGUCAAAGAAAGACGUUAGGGGGGGGGGGGGGGCUCUCUAGCAUCUCCUUUCCUCUUUCUUUCAUCCCUGCUUGUAGUCUUUCCCACUUUUUUGUGUCCCUCCCAUCCUUUCACUUCUCUUUCCCUCCAGCUGGCUCUUACCUCUCUCCCCCCAGUUUACUCUUCCACACUUCCUAAUCUUUCUAUCAGAUUUUCCCUACUCUAUUCCACCCCCACCCCACCCCCUCUUUCUUCCCCCCUCCCUAUUACCCUGUACGCCUCUGCAUACAGUAGAGACACUUUGUUUCCUUACAUGAUGUGUACCAUAUGAAAUUCAAUACAAUUGUUUGAAGUGGAUAAGCUGGGGGUAUAUGUACAGAGACCAUGCUUUAGAAUGGUGAAUGAAUGGGUGUUGUGUGUCUACAAAGUAUGGAUUCUACAAGUAGCAGUGAUGAGCAUAAUUAUUUUGUCAGAUUUUUUUGCUUUGUGAUUUUUUUGAACCUUUGUGAUAUUAUUUUCUUUCGUCAUGUUGUAGCAUUGAUUUGUGAUAAUUGCAUUUUAUUUUUUUUCUUUUGUUUCGGUGAUGAACGAUUACUGGUGGAUGAGAGAGGUUGGACUGCUCAAUUUUGUUACUUACGUAUGUUCAGGUCCUUGUAAUAAUGUAUUAUUCCUAUGCUACAAAGCUUCUUACACAAACAUUUUGAAAUCUACCAAGCAUGCUGACAAAAUUACUCAACAUUCUGACAUUUUUUAUACAACAUAGAAGUGUAGAUAUUUUAAUUCUAAAGCUACAGUUAUAGAACAUUGUGAAAAUUGUAAAUCUCAAGACUUUUGGCAAGUAUUUUCAAAUAUCAAAACACACCCCAAGACUUUCGUCUAAAUGUGCUCAAAAUACAGUCUUUAUUUUAAAUUAUUUUUGUGCUACAGUUGUUCUUUUAUACUACAUACAUUUAUAAAUGCCAUAAGAAACCCAUUUUAAGGGGGUUAUACUACAUUGUCAUAAUAGCUGACUUCCUUUUAAAACAUGAAUGAAAAUAUAAAUAUCAGCAAUAUUUUUUGAAUUCCUUUUUGAUUUAAUUGCCUAACUCAGUAGCUGGGUAGGUUAGCAGGACCACUGCUGAUCUCUAGAUCACAGGUUCAAGUCCAGCAAAGGUUUUACAUAUUUUCCAGAUUACUUUAUACUGCAUUUUUUGACUAAAUAAAAUAAAAAUUUGAAAAUUUCAAUUUCAAAAUACUGUUCUACAUAUCCUUCACUAUUCAUCCAUAUCAAAUUUCUCUGGUGAGCGUCCCUCCGUAAGUUUGAUUAUUCCACAUAAUUUUACUCAGAUUAAUAUCAUGAUUUAUAUGUUCAUUUAUUAUAAUAUUUAUUUUUAUUUGGUAAUGCCAUAAUGUCAGUUGCUUAGCAACAGUAUCUCUUUGCUACACCAUUCAUAGUAAGUCUGGGUAUAAUUCUAAGAAUUAUUGAGUAGAUGAGGUACUCGUGAAAUAUUGGUGAAAAUAAUGAUUGCGACACAAAGUGUCAUGGUGCAGAAAUUGCUAGGUAACAUUUGGCAAGGUCAUGUAUAUCGAGGUCAUUUCACAUUCAGAGAGCUUCAUGUGUAUCGCUGGCAGCAAUACUUUAUCAAAAUCAAAGCACUUAAAUAUACUAUUUUUUAUUAAUGCAUUGAAAAACUCUUGAGAACUUUUUUCAGUUGAUAUUUUUGGUGGUUUUGAAUUUCAAACUUUGUCAUGAUUUUCAGGUUAGUGAUAAUUUUUAAUUUACAAUAUUUGUGCACUUGAAUCAAAUUUAAGGAAAAGUAACAAUUCUGCAUAUGUAUCAUGCAUUCAUGAAAAUGAUGCUGCACCCAUCAUUUUCCGGUAAGGUUACAUGAAAUAGUAGCAGAAUUCAAACACUUGUUUAUUCUUCAUCAAAACAAAUCCUUUUUUUUUUCUUGUCUGGUUUUAUCCACAGUACAAACUAACACAUUUUUUGUUAUAUUAUCAAACAAUGUUUUAAAUUGUAAGUGCCAAAUGUCAUUAGGUUAGCUUGAUGAUGCUGAAUUUAUCAACUCUUGGUUGUUUUUGACUGCGCUUGUGAGAGUUAUUGCCCCUGCUGAAUAAUUAUUCCGAAUGGAGGAUGUGCAAUACAAACCAGUUUUAUGAAACUAGUCGACGACAAAUUUAUCUUCAUCUUUUUGUUCAUUUUGUCAGUCAUCGCCCUGCCAUCCAUUACAGGAAAACAUGUUGAAACUUCUAGCUAUUGAUAUAUAUAACAAAAAGUCCCUUCCCAUCCCAACUAUGAUAAUUUGCCUUACAGUAUUGAAUAGAAACAAGAUUUUGUCCAAUUUCAAUAUCACUGACUAUUCCAUGAUAAUACUCUAUUCCAUGAUUUGAUUUAGGUCUGUUAUAAGAUAUCUUAAGAAAACAAGGCUGAAUUCAAAGGCAAAAAGAUGUCCAUUUCUAUGUUACUUCUAUAACAAAUACAGAUUUUGCUGUGCAUCGUAGAAACAUAUUAUUUAUAUGUAUAUAGUGAGGGCCUUUUGUUGUUAUCCAGGUAUUUUUGUUGAUUGCACAUCAAGAUGGGCAUUCUUAGACUAAAUGUAUGUAUGUAAACUGCAAGGUAGAAUUACACACACACAAACUUCAAGACAGAUUUUGUUGGGCGUUUUAUUGUAUUAGAUUGGAUUGAUAUUACAAUUUAUUAAUAGUUUGUUGGAAGUUUUGCAGGGUUUUUUUUUUUUUUUUUGGUUUUGUUUUCCCUCCAGUAUAUACUAUGUAUAUGUGCAAUAAUCAAAAGAAAAUAAAUGUGCUUUCAAUUGAU